UUGCCCUUUCAGGGCUGAUGGGAGAGGAUGGAGUUUCUUGGAACCGCUCAGACUGCCAGUUACUGUGGCCCCAAGAAAGCCUGUGGCUUCAGUGUGGUGCCUCCAGCUGUGACAGCCCCAGUGAUCCAGGAAUGUUACCAGCCCUAUUACCUGCCUGGGUACCGCUACCUCAACUCAUGGAGACCCAGCCUCUUCUACAAGGUCUCCAAUGCCCAGACCUGCCUGGACAAGGGAGCCACAUGCCACAGCUCUGUGAAGCCACCCAUCACCCUGCCUGUGCUCCACUCGGCGCUCUUCUGUCGCUACAGCCCCCAUGACUGGGACAGGUCCAACGAGCUGCAGAUGCGCGGGGCUGAGGCCUCUCGGCUGUGGGCUGGCCGGCUGACAGGGGACUCCUUGCAGCUCAUGCAGGACAAGGACCAGCUGACCCGCCAGAUGCAAGAGGGGACCUGCCGGAACCUGGGCCAGAGGCUGUCGGACAUUGGCUUCUGGAAGUCUGAGCUGAGCUACGAGCUGGACAGGCUUCUCAACGAGAACCGCGGCCUGGACACCAUCAAGAAGCGGCUGGAAUGUGCUGCUGAAGAGGCCAACUGUCCCCUGCAGGUGGCCCUGGAGUGUCUGUACCACCGAGAGAAAAGGAUUGGGAUCGAUUUGGUCCAUGACAAUGUGGAGAAAAACCUUAUUCAGGAGGUAGAUUUGUUAAAAUGUUGCCAAGAACAGAUGAGAAGACUAGCUCAAAGAAUUGAUAUCCAGAUGAGGGAUAACCGAGAUGCUCAGCAUGCUCUGGAGAGGGACCUUGAAGACAAAAACUCAGCGCAGUUUAUUGAUGAAAAAUGUUUUAACCUGAGGAACACAUCAGACUGCAUCAGCUACUUCCAUGGCGUGGAGAAGGUGGAUGGCACGAUCUCUGUGCCUGAGACCUGGGCCAAGUUCAGUAAUGACAACAUCAGGCACUCGCAGAACAUGCGAGCCAACUCCAUCCGGCUGCAGGAGGAGGCCAAGAACCUCUUUGAGACCUUGUCAGAUCAGAUGUGGAAGCAGUUCACUGACACCAAUCUGGCUUUCAAUGCUCGCAUCUCCGAGGUCACGGAUGUGAAGAAUAAGCUGCAGAUGCAGCUGGCUAAGACGCUGCAGGAGAUCUUUCAGGUGGAGAACACCAUCCUGAUGCUGGAAAGGUCCAUCAUGGCCAAGGAGUGCCCGCUGAAGUUGGCGCAGACACGGCUGGAGUGCAGGACCCGGCGCCCCAAUGUGGAGCUGUGCAGGGAUGUCCCACAGUUCAAGCUCGUGAAUGAGGUGUGCACCAUUGACGACACCCUGCAGACCCUCAAGCUGAGGCUGCGGGAGACACAGGACACACUGCAGCUGCUGGUAAUGACCAAGUGCCGGCUGGAGCACGACCUGGCUAUCAAGGCCAACACCCUCUGCAUAGACAAGGAGAAGUGCAUGAGCAUGCGCAAGACCUUCCCCAGCACCCCCCGGCUGGUGGGCUACACGUGAGCUGGCGCCACCAGCCCUCAGUCCCUGCUCCGCACCAGUUCCUUACACAGUAUAAAAUUUGAAAAGGCAGACAAACAAAAUAAAAGAAAGUGUUGUUUUCUCUCUUUCCUCCUAUUAUGGAAAAAUAUAUAUCUAAAAUAAAUGUGCCC
Messenger RNA from Phyllostomus discolor (pale spear-nosed bat), 1646 nucleotides. It is a transcript of the gene TEKT5, whose product is annotated as tektin 5. The transcript has 7 exons. Lineage: Eukaryota; Metazoa; Chordata; Mammalia; Chiroptera; Phyllostomidae. The record is from RefSeq and is a predicted model, not a curated record. Gene Ontology annotation, biological process: cilium assembly; cilium movement involved in cell motility. Bases 28 to 1497 code for a protein of 489 amino acids. Gene Ontology annotation, cellular component: sperm flagellum; nucleus; microtubule cytoskeleton.